Molecule: messenger RNA, 1031 nt
Organism: Phytomonas sp. Hart1
Lineage: Eukaryota; Euglenozoa; Kinetoplastea; Trypanosomatida; Trypanosomatidae
Source: the annotation of a GenBank genome assembly
CGUGUGGUUCACUCUUUUUUUUUAUCAGAUAGAUAGUUCUAUAAUAGGAAGGACUUGACAAACUAAAUUACAUGCCACAGGCAACCUUUUCUCCAGCUAUAGGGAGUAAUUAUUUCAGUAACCCAACUCGUGUGUCCGAUGAUGAGCCCUAUUGGAUUGCUUUUUCUCGCGAAUAUGCAAUUCCAGCAAUAGUCUUUAUGGCUAUUAUCUAUUAUUUAAUUAUGCAUCUGUGCAUACCUUUGAGGAAUUUUGAGGUAGUACACGUAAAAAGCUCAAAGAGCUAAGAAGAGGGAUACCAAGAGUCAAAUACAAAAGAUCUACAUAAUAUAUAGAUAUCUAUCGAUCUAAUAUUAAACACGUUCUUUAGUGUUUUUCUUACAAUGAUAUACUAUUCCUUUUUUUCUUACUUCAUGAAAAAUAUAAACUCCACUAAGAUCAUACACAUCAUAUAGUUUACAAAAGCUUAACGUUGAGGCCGCCUUGAAAAUUUAUGGCCACUAUGACGCCGCAGAUAGUAUAAAGUAUUCAAGCGUUUAAUAAAGAAAAAGUGAAAAUUAAACCUUCCGAGUAAAAAUCCACAUUUGAAAAACUAAGUCGGGGUAUUGUUAAGAAACUAAAUUACGCGUAAAGGCUUUAGCAAGUCAAUAACUAGUCUUCAAAUACAGAGCACAUAAUCUUUGCUAAUAAUAGAGUCGCUGAAGAUUUCUAAAAUACUUUCUAAUGAAUCCUAUUGCGUCAACAGGGCUAUAUCAUGUGUUUAUGCCUCUAUAUUUCGUAAAGCAUUGAUGGAUAAGAUAAACAAGACCAUGCCUAGGGAACACGUGUUUUCUAUCUGCACGUUAAGGACAAUGCGAGAUUCUGUUAGACAGUCUCUUGAUAGUACGGAGUGUGCACAUAACGUAUGCUCAAUAGUCUGCUGGUGUUCUUUUUUUUCUUUGGUUCCUUUUGCCUUCCCUCCUUUCCACUCUCUGAUGUUUAUGCGUUGCGCGGGCGCCGUCAAUUACUGUUGCAGCUAGUGCGAGAUGCGCCGA